CUCCGUUCGUGCAAGUUCGUGUCGCUUCUGUCCAUCAGGGACUUUGCGACGUAAGCGGGUGUGUGCGAAAGUAUGAAGUGAAAUCGUAUCUAAAAGUGUGUGAUGUUUAGUGUUAGUUUAUAUUGUGCUAAAACAUAAAAAUGAGUGUGAACGGUUAAGCGUGUUGCUACUUAUCAAUCUGAAGACAUUGUACACUCGUGUAUGUACUCGUAACAUUCUGUUUAACUGUUUCAAAAUGGCUGUGUUUUGAAGGCCCCUUUGUCCGCUUUCGUGUCUUCUUUCAGCAUGAUAGUGGGAUCAAUCAGCAAAAAAAUUAACUUGGAAAGGUGAGCGUGGACCCUAAUGUGAAUUGGCGUGAUUAGUGUAAAAAUACUUAGUGGAAAAUUACUGGUUGUCGCAGUUCUGCGUCGGUUGGUUGCUUUCUAGCGGGCGAGCGAUACAAAACGAUUGCCUGUGUACCAACGAACGUGGAAUGCAUGUCAUGUACUCGGAGCCGUCGGCGCAGUUUCGCAACAAUCAAGCCCCGAACACACUGCCCGAGUACCAGCCGGUCGUGUCGCCGGCUCGCCAGCCCGCCAAGAAGCGACGAGUACUGAGCCCCUCGCAACAUCUGUAUAAUCACCAGCAGCACUCCCUGGAGGACAACGCCGGCUACAAGAACAAGUGGUGGUCAGAGGUCGGGGCUGGCAGCUGUGCUGCGCCCGUAGUGCAGAGUCGCGCGUGCGAUGCGGAGCGGUCCACGCCGCCAGCGCCACCGCCCGUGCUUUGCACCAGGCCUUGUUGCCGGGACGCAACUGGGGGAGAUAGCAACGUUGAUCAGCGCCGGGGGGUGCAAGCGGAGAACGGCCUCGCGGUCGGGGCGCGUCACAAAACGGCUCCUCAGGCCGCAACGACGACGGCCCACAGCAAGCAGCUGGCGGCGGGCGGGGCCAACCACCCGCCCCAGCCGCAAGGUAACCACAAACCUAAUAUGUGGUUUCCGAAUACAUGUACAUGCGGAUGCGACGGACGUUGGCGCGCCCCCGAUAAAACCCCCUCCGUGACGUCGACAGGGUCCGGCUGUGGUGCUGAUGGCGACUACCAGCUCGUUCAGCACGAGGUGCUCUACUCCUCGUCCAAUAGGUACGAGGUGUUGGAGUUCCUCGGGCGAGGCACGUUCGGGCAAGUAGUGAAAUGCUGGAAGAAGGGCACCAACGAGAUAGUUGCCAUCAAGAUCCUAAAGAACCAUCCUAGCUAUGCGCGCCAAGGGCAGAUUGAGGUCUCGAUCCUGUCGCGUCUCUCUCAAGAGUCGGCGGACGAGUUCAACUUCGUGCGCGCGUACGAGUGCUUCCAGCACCGCUCGCACACGUGCCUCGUGUUCGAGAUGCUCGAGCAGAACCUGUACGACUUCCUCAAGCAGAACAAGUUCUCGCCGCUGCCGCUCAAGUACAUCAGGCCGAUACUGCAGCAGGUCCUGACGGCGCUGCUCAAAUUAAAACAACUCGGCCUGAUCCACGCGGACCUGAAGCCGGAGAACAUAAUGCUGGUGGAGCCGGCUCGGCAGCCGUACCGGGUCAAGGUCAUCGACUUCGGCAGCGCCUCGCACGUCAGCAAAGCGGUCUGCAACACCUACCUGCAGAGCAGAUACUACAGAGCACCAGAGAUAAUCCUGGGCUUGGCGUUCUGCGAAGCGAUCGACAUGUGGUCGCUGGGCUGCGUCGUGGCCGAACUGUUCCUGGGCUGGCCGCUGUACCCGGGCUCCUCGGAAUACGACCAGAUCAGAUACAUCUCGCAGACACAGGGCUUGCCCACUGAGCACAUGCUCAAUAGUGCAAGCAAAACGGCGAAGUUCUUUUACCGAGAUGUGGACAGUACGUAUCCGUUCUGGCGCCUGAAGACGCCCGAGGAGCACGAGCUGGAGACCGGCAUCAAGAGCAAGGAGGCCCGGAAGUACAUCUUCAACUGUCUCGACGACAUCGGACAGGUGAAUGUGCCAACGGACCUCGAGGGGGGUCAGCUGUUGGCUGAGAAGGCUGACAGAAGGGAAUUUAUUGAUUUGCUAAAGAGAAUGUUAACUAUGGACCAGGAGAGAAGGAUUACACCGGGCGAAGCGCUGAACCACGCCUUCGUGACGCUGGCGCACCUAGUGGACUACGCGCAUUGCAACAACGUCAAGGCUUCUGUGCAAAUGAUGGAGGUGUGUCGGCGGUCGGGCGGCGGCGUGGGCGGCGCGGAGUACGGCGGCGUGGUGGCGCCCGCCGCGGCCCCCCACCACCUUACCCUCACCCUCAACCAGCAGCGGCUGCGGGCCGCGCCAUACGACAACCUCUACGGCCUGUACCAAGGAGGUCGCGUCGGCGUCAGCGGAGCGCGACAGUACGCCGCGAGGGCCGACCCCUUCCCGCACCAGUUCGUGUCCUCCAUCCUGUGCCAGCCGGCGUACCAACUUACCAAUGUACAACAGCUCGCGGCCGCAGCUGCAGCCGCUGCUGCCGUCCACCACCAGCAUGGCGUGGCGGGCGUGGCCGGGGUGGCAGGCGUGGCGGGCGUGGCGGGGGUGGGCGGCGUGGCGAGCGUGGCGGGGGUCGGAGAGGUGGCUGAGUGGCGAGCGCCACUUAUUGUCGAACCGGCUCCACUACCUGAUCCUGACGUUUGGGAUCCCUAUCAUCCUCACCAUCCGCAUCACCAUCACUCGCAUAAAAGAUCCACGAAGCAGCAGACGAGCGCGGUGUCCCACUAUCAGCCGCCCCAGCAAACACAACAACACAGUAUGGCGAGUAGUGGGGGUAAGAAGGAACCGACUCAGCUGUCUCCGGUGAAGAAGCGAGUGAAGGAAGGCACUCCGCCGUCCAGGCACAGACAUCAACACAAUGAAAACACGAAUGGUCGAGGAUGGGAGGGAGGCGGCGCCACCAUCACCAUCCGCGACACUCCCUCGCCCGCCGUGUCCGUCAUCACCAUCUCCGACUCCGACGACGACGAGCCGAGGCAACGACAAAACGGCGGCAACGAGUGCCCGGCGGCGAGCGGGCCCGUGGCGCUGGUGGCGGCGCCGGGCGGCGUCAUCUGCAGCGCGCGCUCCCCGCGGGACGAGCGCGCCGUCAAGCACGAGCCGCACCACGCCUGCCACCACCAUACGCAGCAACAACAACAAGCGCAGCCGCAGCAGCCGCAGCCGCCGGCGGUCCCGCAGCACGCGGCGCCGGGCAGCUCCCGCCAGCAGCCGCAGCCGACGCCGCAGAGCCAGAAGAAGCGGCUGCUGGCGCUCGCCCAGCAGGAGGCGCAGGCCAAGCGCGAACCCGUCGCCGUGGACCACCAUCAUCAUUACGCAACGAAUGGUUCAACAAUACGUCAAACAAACGACUACCAGUGCAACCAGUACGUGCCGCCGCCGCAGCACAAUAAGAGGGAUAGCAGCGGCGGGUGUCGCGAGUACGUGCCGGGCCCGCCCGCAGCGCACAAGCACGCGCCCCACGCCUGGCACCACCACCCGCAUCCGCACUACAAACCGGGCAGUGGCGGCGUGCUGUCCCCGGGAGGCGGAGUGUCGCCUGGAUACCUCCCGCCUCCGUUAUACGUUCCCACCUAUCACUAUCACACGGGCGGAGUUAGCGGUGUCGGCGGAGUGGCUGGUCCUCCCCCCGCGCACCACGCCAACGCGCGGCUCUCCGGCUACCUUCAGCCCUACUCCCCCACGUACCUCGUGCCGCAGCACCACCAGCAACACCUGUGGUACACCGACUGAACUGCGCCACCAACAGCACCACACUCAGCCCAGAACCACGUGCGAACUUGCGAUAUCUCCUCCACCGACUUCUAUCCGCUUUUAAUCGUCAUCAAAGAAGCCAAUAUUAAAAGGACGAAUAACUCGCGCCGUAUUUCUCACCUGAAGUGUGGAGCGGCCUAUAAAGGGUCAUUGACACGGUGACAGUCUACCAAUAUUGGUUUCUGUUUAAAACGACCGGUUUAGCCGAUCUAAAUAGUCAAGUGCUUGUGGGUAAUGCUCGAAGGCACGUGACGAUUUCGUUUGAGAAACUCUCCAAGUGUCAAUUGCCCUUUAAAUAAAUAUACAGUUAAUGAUGAGGAUACUUCACCAGUGUGCUUAGUGCGAGUUUUUUAACGUUCUCGAUAGCGUAAAAGUUAGCCCAAUUUUGU
Bombyx mandarina (wild silkworm) is the source of this 4134-nucleotide messenger RNA. RefSeq names its product Homeodomain interacting protein kinase (gene Hipk). The record is from RefSeq and is a predicted model, not a curated record. Gene Ontology annotation, molecular function: ATP binding; protein serine/threonine kinase activity; protein tyrosine kinase activity. Gene Ontology annotation, cellular component: nucleus; cytoplasm. Gene Ontology annotation, biological process: peptidyl-serine phosphorylation; peptidyl-threonine phosphorylation. NCBI's taxonomy places the organism in Eukaryota, Metazoa, Arthropoda, Insecta, Lepidoptera, Bombycidae.